CCGCGCCUUUCGCGAGCACGGUCACUUCCGCGAGCGACCGUCGCGCGCGCGCGAUUGCACGCGAAAAAGCGGCCGGAAGCCCCCCGCGCGCACGCGACGCAGGGUUGCACGGCACGCGUUCGACGAGGGAAAGAAGUCCCUGAGCCGUUGCGAGCGAUCUCGGCGAGAAUUCCACGCGCACGACCGCUGUGGGACUCGCGCGGAGGACGUGCGACAUACGCGACAGGUCCUGCGAUAGAUUGAUAUCGUCACCCACCGGGAGGGCGAAGACGAGCGCGCGCUCCCCCGCCGCGAAGAUGGCGACGGCGACGUUCCCUCGCGAAAGAGCGGCCUCGACCGCGCGGAUGCUGACUCUGGUUUUAACCGUCGUCCUCGCGUUCGCGCGAGGGGCGAGUGCCCAAAUCGCCGACGGUGCCGGAAGAUCAGCUGCGAUCGUGUAUCCCAUCGACUACACCGGCGUGUCUGCCUCCCCGACCGUGACGACGACCGUCGUCACGACGGUCGGCUCGUGCACGUGCGACUUGACAGAGGGCGCUUGCGACGCCAACUGCUGCUGCGACACGACCGACUGUUCGGCUGCUGAGAUCGCGCUCUUCUCCGCGCGAUUGGACGACACAAGCACUCACGUGUGCCUCGACGAGGGCCCCGCGUCCCCUGCUCUGGACUACUGCAUUUCGAGCUCGACCGUGAACUCGGUCAACUUGCCCGCGAGCAGCUCCCUCGCUCAAGUAACAAAGUCUGAGACGGACCGAUCGUUCCUGUCGCAACAGAUGUGCAUUGUACAGGACAACAACGCCGAACUGUCGAAGUACUUCACCGACCCAGGCGUUGCGACGUCUGCCAACCUGGUCGAGUCCAGGACCCUGAACAUCGGGCGGGCUUGGCUCCCGGACCCGACCGCCGUCGCCGCGUCGGAAGCUCUCGUGACUGCAUUGGACACCAACUCUGCGUACCGCUUCAACGACACCGUCCGUCUGUCGUCUAAGUUGACGUCGCCGGGAGGGGUAUGGACCUUGCCCGGUGCUACCUUUACCGGCGAGUGCGACUGGGUGAACGUGGUCGGGUUCGGGAUGCGCCUUCCGAACUCCAUCACGAAAAACUCCUCGACGUGCGUGGUGCCUAUGGACGGUCCCCUCGAAGACAUCAAAGAUAAGUGUCUGCAAGGCACGCUCAACGCCGCGCUAGUCACCACCUCGCUUCGAAUCGCGAACACUAAAGCGAGCUCUCCUUCGGCCAUCACGCCUAUAAUCCAAUACGUGAGGACGGAAUCUACUGUGGGAGGAUUGGUUGCCGAUGUGAAUGCAGCAUCGCAAACUACGGCUUGGGUAGCAGAAGCAGCACUUAUUGAUACGGGCAUUUGCACGAACGCGUUAAAAGAAGCGCACUUCGAAGUCACGAGUGACGCCGCCGGCACGAUUACCAUGGUUACCGUUGCUGUCACAUACGCGGACGCGGUUCCGAUUGUCGGCGGCGACGCGCUAACAAGGAGUGCGUCCACGACGAAUUACUGGAACACCGAACAGCUGUCAUCCUCGCCCAUCGGCUUCACCCAGAAAUUCAGCGUGACCUGGAAAACCACCGGGGAGAGUCCGAUCCCGAAGAGUGGCUCCUCUGGCUACGUGGUCGGCGCCCCCUUGCUCGCUGGUUACCAGGGCACGAGCGGCUCCAAAUCCGCGGUGCUUCGCCUGAAAGAUGGUCUGCAGCUACCCGCCGCGGGACCGAACGGGGUGUGCAGUGCCAACGCCAAGUCCACCGUGCGCUUCGGCAAGUCGCAGAUGAGCUCGUGCGCGAUACCGCUCACCAAGGCUGCACUCGCGACUUUCUGCGGAGGAACAGGGACCGCGUACGCAGAUGCCUAUCUGUACACGUCAACGGCGAAUGGUGCUACUCCCGCUGUCCCCAGCGGAGGAGGUAAGGAGACCCCCAACGGUCUCUUAAGUGUCCCUCCGAUCACGUCGCAGCUGAUGGACGGACUUCUGUGGGGUACUGCUGACGCCACUCUCACCCUCGACACACAAACCGUGAUGAUCGCCGGGUGGGCCGACGCGGACGCCACCAACAUCGCGGACUGGAAGGGUUGCUCCACCACGGACACCACCGACUGCGGGACGGUGUUCACGUCGCUUACGGCGCCGUCCACGUCGAUGUCGUGGGAUGCGACCACGCUGACGUGCAGCAACGUCGCCGUCGGCUACGACAUCACCAUCCUCACGCAGAAGGUCGGCACGUUGGACAACCCCCAGUACAAAGUCGCGCGCGUGGCCAUCGAUUGGAUCUACGACGACUGGCAGUGGCAGGAUAAUAAUCAGCUGUACACGGUGACCGACCCCGACGUCACGACUGCUGCAGGUGGCGUCAACGCCGACCAACACUACCGACAAAACUUCCCGCUGAAGUCCUCGGUGCGCUUCGUGGAAGCGGUGCAGGACUCCGCGGUGGGGGUCACUCCCGCGACGCCCUCGGUAUUUCCUUCGCUGUCGUCGGAUUUCUUCUAUCCGUUCCUCAGCGCGGGACCCUCGGGUGGGCGCGCGGGGGCGACCGCUGCUUGGUGUGUGGCAAUCGCGGUCGCAUUCCUCGUGGCUUGCCUGACUGCGCGCGGCAACGAGUCAUACUAGAAGAAGAGAGGAAAACGCGCGGAGAGGAGUAUCACCGCUUCGCGUUCGACGAGGUUUCGUGUACAUAUCUCUAGUUGUUCAUAUUCUAAAUUCAUCAGGAAUAAUCGCAC
Messenger RNA from Micromonas pusilla CCMP1545, 2725 nucleotides. RefSeq lists its product as uncharacterized. NCBI's taxonomy places the organism in Eukaryota, Viridiplantae, Chlorophyta, Mamiellophyceae, Mamiellales, Mamiellaceae. The record is from RefSeq and is a predicted model, not a curated record. The transcript is spliced from 2 exons. The coding region runs from base 297 to 2615 and encodes 772 amino acids.